AUGAUUGUGUAUGGUCGGGGAUUAAAAGUCUCACGAGAUCGGUUUAAUGCAUUCCUUUCUCCGCAUGAAGUAGAUGCGCUUCUAGAGAGUCGACUUGGUGGCUCUGACGAAGAAGAAAUUGCCACCAUUUUUAGAAAUAAGGGUGUAGACUGGAAGUUCCGGAUUUUUCUUCCAUAUGCCCGCGAUUUUGAACACUCGCCAUGCAUCUACAUCUUUGAUAGCUGGGUUUUCGUUUUCACACAGAAAAGAGUCGGCGGAGAGCUGGAUACGCCCAUCCCAUCUUCUUUCAACGAUCUCCGCCAGCUUCUCUCCGUCGAAUCUCCUGUCGACAAAAGCACCGCAGAGAACUUCAUGGGUCGACUGAAGGAGAAGCUCCUCUACCUGAUGAUUGUUGAGUGCCUGAUAAAUGCAGAUUCGUUCCAGUGGCAGGUGUAA
Clonostachys solani is the source of this 435-nucleotide messenger RNA. The record is from the annotation of a GenBank genome assembly. Lineage: Eukaryota; Fungi; Ascomycota; Sordariomycetes; Hypocreales; Bionectriaceae.